Messenger RNA from Laetiporus sulphureus 93-53, 788 nucleotides. RefSeq lists its product as uncharacterized. The record is from RefSeq and is a predicted model, not a curated record. NCBI's taxonomy places the organism in Eukaryota, Fungi, Basidiomycota, Agaricomycetes, Polyporales, Laetiporaceae. Gene Ontology annotation, molecular function: protein binding. The coding region runs from base 39 to 635 and encodes 198 amino acids. The transcript has a single exon.
UGUGCUCUGGUCCAUGAUAUGCGUCAAAGUCUUCGCAGAUGUCUACCAUUAAUCCUAGAGAGAGUACAUCUAAGCCACCACGUUGGCCGGUGCAUGUUCAAUACUGUUUUGAGCCCCGCUAUCACUCGUCUGUGCCCGCAGAAAUACGCGCGUUGGUCGGUCCAAAGGCGUCGGCUUCUGGUACCAAGACGACUCCUUUCUGUCGUUGGACGGUCAUCAGACGAGUAACAGAACCUUCGCAUCCCGCUUGCGGCGAAUACGGCCUUUACGCUGUGAAGAAGAUCCCGCCUCGCACGCACAUUGUGGACUACAUCGGGGAGAUUCACUGCGAUGAGAGGCUUCACUCCGACUAUGAUCUCUCAUUAUAUCGCACACAGCAUGGUCUGAGCGUUGGCGUGGAUGCCUUCGCAAUGGGUAACGAGGCCAGAUUCGUGAAUGAUUACAGGGGUAUCAAGGCGAAACCCAACGCCGUCUUCGAAGAACGCAGGACACACGCCGGAGAGCUGCGCAUGAGUAUCUGGAGCAGCAACGAAGCGAUCAAGAAAGGAGAGGAAAUUCUGGUUUCAUAUGGGAAGAUGUGGUGGCAUGCUCGGUCAGUGGGCAAGGAUCAGACGAGUGAAGGAAGCCAUGAGUAGGGUCGUAACUCGGAGGUCUAUCACAUCUGUAUGUGAAAUUUUUCUGUGUGAGCCAAUCCUAGGAAAUCCGAUGAAAUUAACAACCUCUUCGACAAUGAAGGUUUCCGAUUCUGUGUUUUCGGCAUUGAUGCGUUACAUAGAAUGCACUUCGGA